Tremella mesenterica DSM 1558 is the source of this 666-nucleotide messenger RNA. RefSeq lists its product as uncharacterized. The record is from RefSeq and is a predicted model, not a curated record. Bases 1 to 666 code for a protein of 221 amino acids. The transcript has 4 exons. Lineage: Eukaryota; Fungi; Basidiomycota; Tremellomycetes; Tremellales; Tremellaceae.
AUGCAACCUCCGCCUCCGCCUCAAGGUGGUCAGUCCGCCCCCCUCCAAGCCAUUUUUGACGAAUUUGAGGCUUAUCCAUUUUCCGAUGACCCGGAUUUUAAGGCAGGAUUACCAACUGUUGUCGCUGCUAUACGGGCGAAAGAAAGAACAGCCGCUCAAAUUGACGAAAUGAUCGGUAGAGCUCAAUGGUUCUACUUUACUCGGAUCAAAAACCUUCAAAUACCCUGGGAAGCUUACGCCCAAUAUUCUCAAUCUCAAAUCCGAACUUACCCAACUGCCAACCAAUCAGGGACCAUCUCUCUAUCUUCCCCACCAGGUCAAAGACCAGGAGCCACUUCCACAGCGCGCCCGUCUGAUCCGCUGGCGCAAUUGAACAAUCUGGCGGAAGCGAGAAGGAUGAUGUCAUCUUUUCCCGGUCGAGAGGGAGGGGAAGAAGGAAUGAGUUUCGCGAUGUUGUGUAGGUUGAUCAGUGAAGGUAGAGCGGGUGAAGUGGCUCAGGCUCAGAGGGAAGGUGAAGGGAUGGUGGUGGAUGCUAUCAAUUCCAGUCUACAACAAGACAAGAUCAUUGAGAUGACAUUACAGACCGAGAACAUGGGCUCACGCACUAGACAGCCUCACCAUCAAUCUCAACACUCUCGACACGUCCAAAACCCUGGCAGACGAUGA